UGCAGAGUACGUUAUCUGUUUUUAUAUAUUUAUAAGUUUAUACUUCCCUCAUUUUUUUUGUCCAUAAAUAAAUGCAUUAAUCGGGGCUGUGAAAGCGCACAUGUCGCUGCUGUUUCAUCAUGAAGUCUAAAGAGAAUAGGGCAUCGGCUUUUGUUACCAGGAAGUGGGUCGCGUUAUUUAUAUUUCAACACUUGCAAGACCGGCGUGAGGGCGCGCGCUGGUAAUACGAAACUUCUAAUAUCAUUCUGUUCUUUACGCGAUUUGCCGGGAUUGAGGAGCUUGGCCUGAAGUGAUGUUUUGCCACUAAGGUUGUAUGUAAUCCACGAUAAAUCAACGGAAAUACGUCGACAAAAGUAAAUUGUUGCACCUGACAAACGCUGAGUCGUUCUGUCACUGUUCCGGUCACAAUUCUUUGCCACUUUUGUUUAUCCUUUUAUAAAGCGCAUAUUGCUGCUUCAAGAAGGACACAAUAUUUACGUGGCACUAUAUUUGUGGCUGACUAGCACGCUGACAGACACAGCAUGAACCGGAGAGACAAGUUAUUCACCUCGAUCGCCCUGUGAUCGCGCCAGGACACGGCUGCACGCCAGGUGGCGUUGUAAUGAAGAUCCAUGAAAAGAUUCUAACCCACUACCUGUCCUGCACUUCACCUGUAGAUAAAGAGGGAUACCUCUACAAAAAGAGAGAGAGGAACACCACUUACCUGUGCCGCUGGUUUGUGUUGAAGGGGAAUCUGCUGUUUUAUCAGGAGCGUCCAGGCGAUCGUAUCCUGCUGGGUGUGAUUGUUCUGGAGGGCUGCCUGGUGCAGGCGUGUGAGACAGAUGGUCAAUUCUGUUUCUCUUUGGUGUUCACUGGACCAGUCCUCCGCACAUAUAGACUAGCCGCUGAUGACCAUCUCAGCCAGGAGAGCUGGAUCGGUGCACUGUUCUGUGCUAGUCACUUCUACCUUUCCAUGAUUGUCAGAGACCUGGAGAGACGCUACGAAGAAGCUAGAAGAGACAAAGGCCUUUGUGAUUCCAUCCAGACCUCUGCAGUGACUUCUACACCCAAUAAGAUAAUGGCUUCCUGGAACACAGGACAACCCUAUUUCCUACAUGGGACUUCCAUAGUGCCUAGAGAUGGGCGGAGCUACAGCACCAGUUCUGUACCACCUCCAUCUAUGCCGAACAGACCCAUCAGCUAUAGUCUUCAUGCCCCUCCUAUUCAAUUCAAGACUACCAAUAAGCGAUCUCCAAAGCUCUGGCCCAAGACAAAUGCCCAUGUCACACCCUUAAAUGGUCCGGCACCAUCUUUUGGGAAGUGGCCUGUUGUGGGCUUUGAUCCUUUGGAAGAGUUUAGUAAAAUGCAUGAGUACUAUGGAAAUGAGAUUAAGCAACUAAGAGCUGAUUGGCUGAGGAAGAAGCGUGAGUAAGUGGGAUACAUUGAGGAAGACCUCAUUGA
Sinocyclocheilus anshuiensis is the source of this 1440-nucleotide messenger RNA. RefSeq names its product sesquipedalian-1-like. Gene Ontology annotation, biological process: endosome organization; receptor recycling; retrograde transport, endosome to Golgi. Lineage: Eukaryota; Metazoa; Chordata; Actinopteri; Cypriniformes; Cyprinidae. Bases 602 to 1411 code for a protein of 269 amino acids. The record is from RefSeq and is a predicted model, not a curated record. Gene Ontology annotation, cellular component: early endosome; recycling endosome; trans-Golgi network. The transcript is spliced from 4 exons.